CCUACUCUUCCACACAUUCCCUCCCAACACAAAAUCUCACGCCCCUGCAUUACACCCCCGGCGCACGCAAGACGCCAGCACCGACACGUUCAAGAGGAAAAAGCGAAGGGUUAGCGAGAGAGAGAGAGAGAGUAGGAAUGGCGGCGGCGAGGGUAGAUCUGGACGGGAAGCCGAUAAAGGCGAUGACGAUAUGCAUGAUCGGUGCCGGGGGGUUCAUAGGGUCGCACCUGUGCGAAAAGCUGAUAGCGGAGACGCCGCACAAGGUGCUGGCCUUGGACGUCUACAAUGACAAGAUCAAACACCUCCUGGAACCCGCGGGGUCGCACCCCUGGUCCGAUCGCAUCCAGUUCCACCGCCUCAACAUCAAGCACGAUUCCCGACUCGAAGGACUGAUCAAGAUGGCGGAUCUGACGAUAAAUCUGGCGGCGAUUUGUACUCCGGCGGACUACAACACGCGCCCGCUCGACACUAUUUAUAGCAAUUUCAUCGAUGCGCUCCCCGUGGUUAAGUACUGCUCCGAGAAUAGCAAGCGUCUCAUUCACUUCUCUACUUGCGAGGUGUAUGGGAAAACGAUUGGGAGCUUUCUUCCUAAGGACAGCCCUCUUCGUCAGGAUCCUGAAUAUUAUGUUCUUAAAGAAGAUACCUCCCCAUGCAUUUUUGGUUCUAUUGAGAAACAGAGAUGGUCCUAUGCAUGUGCAAAGCAAUUGAUUGAGAGGCUGAUUUAUGCUGAGGGUGCAGAGAAUGGUCUCGAGUUCACAAUUGUGAGACCCUUUAACUGGAUUGGACCCAGAAUGGAUUUCAUACCCGGCAUUGACGGUCCAUCUGAGGGUGUUCCAAGGGUUCUAGCAUGCUUUAGUAAUAAUCUCCUGCGACGUGAGCCACUCAAGCUUGUGGAUGGGGGUGAAUCCCAGAGAACUUUUGUUUAUAUAAAGGAUGCAAUUGAAGCUGUUUUGUUGAUGAUUGAAAAUCCUGCAAGAGCUAAUGGCCACAUUUUUAAUGUGGGCAACCCUAACAAUGAAGUUACAGUCAGGCAGCUUGGUGAAAUGAUGACUGAGGUUUAUUCGAAGGUAAGUGGGGAACCUCCUCUGGAAGUACCUACUGUUGAUGUGAGCUCCAAAGAAUUUUACGGUGUGGGAUAUGAUGAUAGUGAUAAGAGAAUUCCUGACAUGACCAUAAUCAACAGGCAGCUUGGUUGGGACCCCAAGACUUCGCUUUGGGACUUGCUUGAAUCAACACUGACCUAUCAACAUAGGACAUACGCUGAGGCUGUUAAGCAGGCCAUUGCAAAACCGGCUGCCAACUAAGGCCAAAGGGAAGGGAUUCUUGCUUAGGUUGCUGUUGUUUAGCAAUUCUUUCAUAAUAUAUGUCAAUGGUUGAUUCGCAUAUACGCUCUAUACUUUUUUUUUUUUCUUUCCAGUGUCGGUAGUCAAAUAGCUGAAGUAGCUCAGGAAUGUGUGUCGGAUAUCUCUGGAGAAGGCCUUAGAUUAGGUCACAGAACUCUCUCAUAUUACUGUAAUUUGUCAGUAGAGCUUGGCUACGGCAUAUUGGGGGGGUGGCUAUUAUACAAGGAAAGCUACUUACUGUUUUGCACCUUCUCUAGGGGUAUACUUGUCAUUCCACUAUUUUGUUACCCCCCAGGUGUGUUGUAUUAUUUUUUGUUUGACCCUCUCUGUCCCAUGUUCCUUUAAAUUAUUAUUUUAUUAAUUUCCUGCAAUCGCAUAUUUUAUA
Molecule: messenger RNA, 1728 nt
Organism: Alnus glutinosa
Lineage: Eukaryota; Viridiplantae; Streptophyta; Magnoliopsida; Fagales; Betulaceae
Product: UDP-D-apiose/UDP-D-xylose synthase 2
Exons: 9
Coding region: 138-1304 (388 amino acids)
Molecular function (GO): carboxy-lyase activity
Source: RefSeq, a predicted model, not a curated record